Arabidopsis thaliana (thale cress) is the source of this 1263-nucleotide messenger RNA. Its product is annotated as Homeodomain-like superfamily protein. Gene Ontology annotation, cellular component: nucleus. NCBI's taxonomy places the organism in Eukaryota, Viridiplantae, Streptophyta, Magnoliopsida, Brassicales, Brassicaceae. The record is from RefSeq and is marked reviewed. The coding region runs from base 162 to 962 and encodes 266 amino acids. The transcript has a single exon. Gene Ontology annotation, biological process: regulation of DNA-templated transcription; DNA-templated transcription. Gene Ontology annotation, molecular function: DNA-binding transcription factor activity; DNA binding.
AAGUCUUUGCCUCAAAAUCAAUAAUAUCUCUCUCUUCAUCAUCAUUGUGUUUCCUCCUGAUUUUUAUUCCUCAUCUUCACAAUAUUGGUGUCUUGUGAGAUCAAGACUGUGAAAUUUGAGAUUCAAGAUUUGUGUUCUUUUUUUUUUUGUUAGUGUUGAGGAUGAGAGAAGAAGAUUCCAAUUGGUUUGCUAAAUGGGAAGAAGAGCUUCCGUCGCCGGAGGAACUCAUACCUUUAUCUCAAUCUUUAAUCACGCCUGAUCUCGCCAUCGCCUUCGAUCUCCACCGUAACAACAACUCAAACUCCGGUCAACCUCUACCUCAAACCACACCGCCACAACCCAAUUCCUCAGCCGAAAUCGCCGGAGACUCUACCGGAGACGAACCAGCAAGAACGCUAAAACGACCGCGUUUAGUAUGGACGCCACAGCUACACAAACGUUUCGUAGACGCGGUGGCUCAUCUCGGGAUAAAAAACGCGGUUCCUAAAACCAUCAUGCAGCUUAUGAGCGUUGAUGGUUUAACAAGAGAAAACGUCGCUAGCCAUUUGCAAAAAUACAGACUUUACCUCAAAAGAAUGAAAUCCGGCGGCGGAGGAGGCGGCAGCGGUGAUUCCGAUCAUCUCUUUGCCAGCUCACCUGUUCCUCCACAUUUCCUCCAUCCGACAAGUAGACAGAGCUCCGACCUUUUCAUACCCUCUUUUGUCCCAAUUUCAACUCAGCAGCAACAUAUCGCAGCACCACCGUCUCAGUUCCUCCACCGACAAAUCUCCGCCGUUAAUUUCACUUCACCGACCAAAGCGACCGACCAAGCAAUGUUCUUGGCUAGGCAGCAGAGUGAACUACAGCAACCAGUUUUCAAACCAUCUUCAUUGCAUUUACAUAGUCAAGUCGCUAAUUACACGCAAGAUUUGAAAUCAGGAGCCAAAACGGUCUUGACUCUGUUUCCAACUCGAGACGAUUGAAUUUUUAUUAAACGUCAACAAUCCGAGUUCUGCUUUUUUUUUCUGGUCUUGCUGUUGUGACUAGAUCUUUAAUGUUUCUAAUGUUUCCACGAUCUUGAGGAACAUUUGGUCUCCUUAAAGAUUGAGUUUUACUCUGUAAUGAAAUGCAUAAAAAGAAGUGAUCUUUCACUUGUUGUCUAGAUUUGAUUACACAACUACUUUAUUGUUUUUUUUUUUUUUCUAUUCUUGUGGGUUCAGAUUUGUUCUUAAAAGUUGUUUGUAACUUUGCAUUGAAAAUAUCAUAAAGCAUUUGCAGGUACUG